This is a messenger RNA of Mucor mucedo, 465 nucleotides long. RefSeq lists its product as uncharacterized. Gene Ontology annotation, biological process: mitochondrial respiratory chain complex IV assembly. Bases 31 to 297 code for a protein of 88 amino acids. The transcript has 3 exons. NCBI's taxonomy places the organism in Eukaryota, Fungi, Mucoromycota, Mucoromycetes, Mucorales, Mucoraceae. Gene Ontology annotation, cellular component: mitochondrial intermembrane space. The record is from RefSeq and is a predicted model, not a curated record.
UUUUUUUUCUUUCUUUUUUUUUUAUUUGCAAUGAGUUACGGUAGACCACCCAAUGUUGAGUCUUCACCCGGAAAAGCUCCUUUAUUAGGAAGUUUCCCUUUAGAUCAUGAUGGUGAGUGCAAGAUCUCGAUGAAGGAAUAUGUAAAGUGUUUAAAAGCCAACAAGAACAACAAUGGUCUUUGUAGAGAGUUUUCAAAAGCUUAUCUUCAAUGUCGUAUGGACAAUGGUUUGAUGGAUCCCGAGGAUAUGAGUAACCUUGGAUUCGCCGACUUGGAUAAGAAGGAAAAAAGCGACUAGAGAGGUUUAAUCAUAUUUUGCAUUUUUCACCUCAUAAUCCAUAUAUAAGGCAUAAGCAGAUCCUAUAGGCUAAAUAAUAAUAAUAAGAAAAAAAAGAAAAGGUUAAAUACAUACAUAAAAUAAAAAAGGCUUUCUUUCUUUUCUUUUACCUGUCCGAUGACAGCCAGG